UACACCUUAAUAAGGGCGCGUCUCCGACACAGCCGCCGACCAAUAACCCGUAUGUCUGGGCAGAGACCAAGGGGAUGAGCGCUCGCCGAGGCCCAAUCAGCGCUUUUUUGUUGCCUGCCGGUGCCCGGGACUGGUUGUGAGGAGCUACAGCAGCGCUUCAGGAUCGGAGAGUAAACCCGGAGCCAGAGGAACCUGAAGGGGAAAGGCGAGUCAGGAUGGAGCGGAUGUCUGAGGAGGCGUUGAGGCUGAACCUGCUGAAGCGGGGUCUGGAGGCGCCGGAUGAGAGGGAGGAGGCCCUAGCCAAGCGCCUGAAAAUGGACGGUCAUGAGGCCAUGGAGAGGCUGAAGAUGCUGGCUCUACUCAAACGCAAGGAUCUCGCCGCCUUGGAGGGGGCAGCAGUGGCGGCAGCCAUGGCAGAGGGCAAAGGCCCUGGUGGCAGUCAGGGUCUGAUGGGAGCAGUUGCCUAUGAGGAGAAGAUGAAUGGAGCCUUGAGAGUCGGGGGCCACGGAGGACCUAGCAAGAAUGGGAAGGAAAAUAUAGUGGAUGAACCAGUGGACAUGAGUGCCAGAAGAAGUGAAAUUAUUCGGGAGCGACGCACUCCAUCACCAGACGUUAUAAUUUUAUCAGACAACGAGGCUUCCAGCCCCAGAAGCACGCCCCACCCUGAAGAGAAACUGCAUCAAGCUAACUUGGAGAUGUUCAAGGGGAAGACUGGUGAGGAACGGCAGCAGAUGAUCAAAGCUCUUCGAGAGGAGCUCAGGCUGGAGGAGGCCAAGCUGGUGCUCCUGAAGAAACUGAGACAGAGUCAGAUGCAGAAGGAGAACGUGGUGCAGAAGGUGCCGGUGGUCCAGAAUGCCCCUUCUUCAGUUCAACCGUCUCCCAUGCACAGUUCUCAGGGGCUGGGCAAACUACCUGUGCGGCCCGGCCUGCACUCAGAGUCUCAGAAUCUGCGCACUGCACAGGGCCACACAGUAAUCAGGUCUGCUGCCAAUGCAUCUUUGCCCCCCAUGAUGAUGUCACAGCGGGUUAUUGCACCCAACCCUGCCCAGCUGCAAGGUCAGAGAGUGCCCUCCAAACCUGGUAUGGGCCGCUCCUCCACAGGUGGUUUGAGUAACACAGUGAGCUAUCAGCAGGCUGUUAGCCAGCAGGUGGGGGUCUCUCAGCGUUCAGGCUCCUCGGCUAUCUACAUGAAUCUGGCACACAUGCAGGCAGCAGGAGCAGCUGGCGUGGCUGGGGUUGGGGUGGGUGUGACUGGGGUCGGUGCUGUCAGCCCCUCCACCCUAUCCAGUGCCUCCAGUGUCGCUUCUCUGAACGACCAGGCCAGCAGCCAAGCAGCCGCUAAACUAGCCCUGCGCAAGCAGCUGGAGAAGACCUUACUGGAGAUACCUCCACCUAAACCUCCAGCACCCCUGCUGCACUUCUUGCCCUCUGCUGCCAACUCUGAGUUCAUCUACAUGGUGGGGUUGGAGGAGGUGGUGCAGAGUGUCAUUGAUAGUCAGGGUAAAAUGCGGGGGUCACUGCCACAUAUGGAGCCGUUUUUCUGUGCUCAGUGCAGGACUGACUUUACCCCGCACUGGAAGCAGGAGAAAAGUGGCCGUAUCCUCUGCGAGCAGUGCAUGACUUCCAAUCAGAAGAAGGCCCUGAAGGCCGAGCACACCAAUAGGCUGAAGAAUGCUUUCGUUAAAGCUCUACAGCAGGAACAGGAAAUCGAGCAGAGGUUGCAGCAGCAGGCUGCUCUGUCCCCCAGCUCUGCCCAGACUGUGCCCAGUGUGAGCAAAGCGGAGACCAUGAUCAGACACCAUGCCCUCCGACAGACUCCACAACCACAGGCUGCAAUGCAACGGGGUCUGUCCAGCUCAGCACGAGGUGUCCUCUCUAACUUUGCACAGGCCUCCCAGCUCUCGGUGGCCAGUGGGCUACUGGGUAUGACAAGCAAGCGCUGUGGCGGCGGCGGCAGCAGUACCAGUGGUGGCAGCAGCAGUCGGGCUCAGCAUGACAGCCGCAGGCAGAUCUACAACAUCCCUGGUCUCAAUAUUGCCUAUCUAAAUCCGGGAGCCAUUGGGGGCCAUAAGGCAUCAAGCCUAGCGGACCGUCAACGGGAGUAUCUGCUUGACAUGAUUCCCCCACGCUCCAUAUCCCAGUCCAUCACCGGGCAGAAAUGAGCCCUGACGGGACUGCAGAUUACCCUCGGAUACCCCACCACUCCUCUGUUCUACAUCAGAACACCCCCUUGACCACGCUUCCCCAACACACACGCACACCAUCACCCCAUCGCAUGCAGUGCCUGUCCGUGUGCCUACCCAACUAACCCAUAAGAACAGCUCAAUCAGCCAGACAAUAAACACCAGACUGUCAGUGCAUCUCAAACUUCGGUUUCCUACUAUAGCAAAGCUCUUUAUUGUUAUCUCAACUUAUUAUUGCUGUUGUUAUUGCUACUUCUAUUUUUAUCACAGUUAUUAUUAGUAGUAUUAUUGUUGCUUCUGUUACAGUUACUCUUAUUACUCUUAUUAGUAGGUUUAGUGGUUUUUGCAUCUUUUAUUUUCCUGCCCUUUUUACACUUUUUUUUUUUUCUUUUUAGAGGGAGGAUACCAGAUUGCAGGGUCACUUAAAAAUAACACUUUUUUUUUUUUCAUUUAAAGUCUCCUCCCUCAAUCGCCCCUGUAAAAUUAGACGCAUUCACUCUUGUUGUAUCUUCAGUUAAAAAUUAAAAGUCUAUAAUAUUUUACUCAUGCUCAUGUCAUCCCAAACCUGUAUGACUUUCUUCCAUGGAACACAAAGAGAUGUUAGGUAGAAUGUUAGCUUCAGUCACCAUUCACUUACAUUGCAUACUGUUUUUAUACAAUGAAACUGAAUGGUGAGUGUGGCUGUCAUGUUCUUUUGUGUUGAACUGAAGAAACAAAGUUUUGGAGAAAAAAAACGAGGGCGAGGAAAUUAUGACACAAUUUUCACUUUUGAGUGAUCUAUGCCAGUAAAAUGUUCUUAUCUGCGAGAGAUGAAUCUUUUAAGUGUCACGCGUCUGAAACUACAAUCUGCGACAAGAAACUUUUUUUCAGUUGGGUUCAGAAAAUCUGAGACCGACUCCUGUACAUCGAUUUGAUUGAUCCUCAAUGCACAAUGGUGCUGAUCUGGUCAUUGUUGUUUCUGCCUUGAGAAGGCUACACAAAUACAGAACACCCAAUGUUAUCAACAGAUCGUCUAGUGAGACUGAUGGUAGAUGAUGUACUGCACACAGAGGAAUGGAUGUAAGUGUGUUUGAAAUGGGCUACACCAGAAGGGGAGAGAGCAGAGAGGACCUGCACUGGCACUGACGAGUCCCCUGCUGGUGAAUGUACAAACUAAAAUUUGAGGCCCAUUACUUUGCUCAACAUUGAUAUGUAUGUGGCCACAAGUAGGAUCUCCCAUGUCUCUCAAAUGCCUUCUUUCAAAGGAUUCAGCGAUUUCAGCUUGCCAGAUAACUUCUUUUGUGGCAACAUCGUGUCUCACUGCACCGCAAAGAAUGAAGCUGUUGAGUUUCAUCACCAUGGACUCAUUUUGAUUUUUGGAUUUUUUUAUCUUUUUUGUCUGCUUGGGUGUUGUUGUUUUUCUCCCCUCCCUGUCUUUAUUUGAUGCUCUUGAUUAUUUUAUUUGGGCGGCGUCUCCAUCCGAAAUGGUCAUGUAUCUGAAAGGUACAAUGCCACGGGAGACGAUAAUCAUUGAAAUGGCUAACCGUGGAAUUAUUUUAAAUCUGGUUUAUGCAUAGAUUGUUAAUGUGAGUUUUAACAGAAGGCAUUGACAAGGAUCAAUCAUCGUGUUAAAGCAAUGCACAUGAGAUGCCUCUUUGUGGAGGAGCACUUUUUCCUAAUAAUUGAAAAAAUGGUAAAAAAAAAAAAAAAAAAAAGAGGACAAUAAUGUUUGAACUCACAGGAUUUUAAGGUAUGGAUGCCAUCAGAAGUCUCGGAGAGAGUUUGGAGAAAGCUAAUUUUGUGUAUUGUGUUUUGAAUUUCAUGUUUUCAAAAGAGACCUGCUUUUUCUCUUUUCGACCUAAAGUUGAAAUGAUUAAAUUUCAAGUUAUGGUACGGUAAUUAUAGGCUUAUAUUUGUUUCAGAAGUCAUGUAAGAUUUCCUGGUGUCAAUCAGGUGGUUCCGUUUGAAUUGUGUCCAUAGUGACGAUACAAGCAGUGUUUAGUCAAUAUGCAGUAUUAGUGAUUAAAUUAGUUUUGUGCAGGAGAAUUCUGCAUUCUUUUUGGCUUGUAGUCUUGGUUUGAUUUAGUAUGCAUUAUCAUCAACUCCUGUUAGAAACCUUCUUAGGACAGUUCACCAAUUUUCUGUGACAUGGGUCAUGAGAUGAUUAUAAAGAUGACAAAUCUACGGUUUUAAGAUCUGCUUGUUGACAAAAUGUUAAGCACUUAUAUUUUUUCCAUCCUAAGCAUUUGACACGGUUGAUACUUUUGGAAAUCACUUUUCGAGGUCUACCAUCCAGGUCAAUGUAUGUGUUAGAGUUUUAAAAUGUUUUCUAUAAGCGGUGAAUUAAUGGAAAGACAGCUGUGCACAGCAUUCUUUUGUUCAUGUGUAUAAACACUGAUCACUGGAAUGUUUUUUUUAAUGGUGUCCUAUAUAAUGCCACUGAUUUGUGGCAGAACGAUGCAACCUUUGAACAAAAUGAUUUUGAAGCUACCUUGGAUUAAAUUUACAGGUGCAAUAUUAGACGAUAGGAUGUUUACAUUAUUUUUGUCUGGUAAAUAUGAUGAAUCAAUCCCUCUUUGUCGAUCUGUUCAGUAUUUGAUGAUUUUAAAGGGAUGAUUUUUAUCUUUUGUCCAAUAUUAUGAUUUUUGUUUUCUUUUGAACUUUUGGUGUUUAUAGUAAAACUAAUUUCUCUCUCCUGCUCUCUCUUGCAGACUAUAUUAGAAGGAUCCAUAUACCUGUGUUCAUAUUUACAAGAAAGUUGGAAUUCUGAAGUUUAACUUGCUUUGACUCCUCAGUUAAGUUCCAUUUUGUUUGCUUGUUUAAUUUCAGCAGUUUUCUUAAAAAAAAUUUAAAUAAAAGAAAGAAAAAAAGGAGUAAAAAAUCAAAUUUAAUUAAAAAAAAGUAUGAACAGAUGAUGACACGAUAUUUGCUAGGUCAGAAGUAAAAAUGACUUAUUGUACAUAUGCUUUUUUUCUCCCUUGAAUUAAAAAUAAUGAAAUGAAAUUAAAAUGGUUGUAUAUUGUGUAGAAAAGCAAACAAAAAGCCAUGAAUAUUGUGAAGCUUGUCAUUUUGUUUUGUGAUCACUGUGUAUUAUUGUGUAACAAAUGUGCAAAAUGUAUGGGAUUAUACUUAUCUUGUUUUUGAAUGAGCUCUUUAGAUGCAUUUUCUCCCCGGCUGUACGUUUUUGUAGUAUGUAGUAUUUGCAGAAGAAAAUUUCAUUGUUCUGGUGGAGCAUUUGAUCCAUUCUGUAGUCUUUGGACUGGCACAUGAUGAGACAGUCUCAACUGUUACUUAUUUGGUUACCUCUUUUUAUUUCAAACGUUGAAGUUACGUAGCUGUUCAAUGAAAAAGUUCCUUUAUCUGAGAUUUCCCACACAAACUGUUGGUCUUAAAGGAAAUGGACUGGAUGAAACAUUUGGCAGUAUUACCCCUCUCUUGACCAAAUCCAAAGCAAUCAUCAUAAAUGUAAAAUGCUCAAUAAUGUUACAUUUAGUGAAAUUACUGGGUGCAUUUUACCCUACAGAGGAGAUUGUGUAAAGUUUUGUUUUUGAAUUUCUUACAGUACAAACUUUCUUCGAUAUAUCCCCAAUUUUUUUUAUUAUUAUUGUUGUUUUUUUUUCCCCACUCUGUGGAAAGAAAUCACAAUGCUCUUAUUUCGUUUUAAUGGAAAAUUGUAUACAUUGUAUACGAUGGGAAAAAAAUGUUUCCGUUUGUUUUUGACUGUUCCAAUGCUUAUUGCCUUCAGCCUUUAAAUCAUAACACAAAAAAAUGGAUGGACAAUUUGCACUCAUGCAAGUAUUGAUUCUAAGGUUUGUUACAUUAUUUGAUAUUCUUUUUCAAGUUUCAUUUCAUGGAUUCACUGUCCAUAAUUCUCUGACUGGACAAUCAGCUUUUCUGUAGUUCUAGUGCUUGGGUUUACUUCUCUCCAUGUGAUAUUUAGCAUUGUUUUGCUCUUUCAUUUGUGUCAUUCUUUUGCUGAGAUUAUUUUUUCUCCUGAUUUUUGUUUUUUUUGGUUUGUUUGUUUGCAAAUACAGGUCAAUUCUGUUGAAGUGGGAGAGAGGGUUGAAAUUAUAAUUUCUGAAAAUUUUAUGUGAAUUUAAAAUAUUUUUAAAUAGACUUAGCUGCAGUUUACCCAGUUUGAAUUUUUAAGCAAAUGGCAAUAUGUUGACAUCCGUUUGUAAAAGAGAACUAUGGUUCAUUAAAAGUGUACAGUUUAAAAAAAAAUGAAGUACUGGAGAUUGGCUUAAUUAUUGAUUUUAGUCAAGGAAAAGAAGUGCUUUUUGUCAAGUUUUUUUUUUUUUUUUUUUCCAUUUAGAACAUUUAAUCCAGACCUUUUGCACAUCCUUGAUAUUUAACUGUCUAAAAUGGAGAUGGAAAAAAAUGCUGUUUGAUUACUGCCGGUUGACUAACAACAAUUAUGCAUUGACUGAAAAAAGAAUAAGCUAAUUUUGGAGGAAAUAACUUUGUAAUAUUUAUCACUUGCAAGCUAUGUUUAAUAAAGGAUGGAACAGUU
This is a messenger RNA of Xyrauchen texanus (razorback sucker), 6675 nucleotides long. RefSeq names its product transcriptional repressor p66-beta-like. Gene Ontology annotation, molecular function: sequence-specific DNA binding. Gene Ontology annotation, cellular component: NuRD complex. The record is from RefSeq and is a predicted model, not a curated record. The transcript has 11 exons. Gene Ontology annotation, biological process: negative regulation of transcription by RNA polymerase II. NCBI's taxonomy places the organism in Eukaryota, Metazoa, Chordata, Actinopteri, Cypriniformes, Catostomidae. The coding region runs from base 216 to 2162 and encodes 648 amino acids.